Paramecium octaurelia is the source of this 1829-nucleotide messenger RNA. Lineage: Eukaryota; Ciliophora; Oligohymenophorea; Peniculida; Parameciidae. The record is from the annotation of a GenBank genome assembly.
AUGGAAAAUUAUCAAUUCGAAAGCCAAGAUACUCUUAGCCAAAGUGAACAAUCAACAUUCGAAUAUAAAUAUGAAUUAUUGCAAUAGUUUUAGUUUGUUUAAAAUGAAACUCUUAUGUUUAUAAAUAUUGAAGAAUCCGACUAAGAAGUAGACAUAACUAAAUAGAAAUAAGUCAAAACAUAAUUAUUCUUCAGAAGAACUUCCAUCAAAGAAUCUUAAGAUAGGUCAUCAUAAAUAAAUGAAAUCAAUCCCAAUCAACCUAAAAUCAAAAAACCAGAACAGUAAAUUUAAGAAAGCAAAUAAAUGAUCACUUAACAAAUAAAAAGAUCAAUGAAAAGAAGUCAGACUGCUUUUAAAAAAGAAUUUGGAUCAUUUGCGAAACAAAAUGGGUCAAAAAUAUUUUUAAAACGAGCCAAUUAAGCAAUAGUUAAUAAUUUUGAACAAAUAAGAAAAUAAAAAUCAAUUAUUACCAAUAAUAUAAAUCAAUUUGGAAAAUCACAUCUUCGAACUAUUUAAGUCAAAUACUUUAGAACGAAUCUCACAAAAGUCCUAUUUAUUGAAAAAGAAAUGACUGCAAUAGAAUUUAUUGUACUUGCAUUAAAAGAGUACACUCUUGAAAGGAAGUUUGAUUAAAAUUUAUUUGAAUACAAGAAUUACACUCUAGCUUAUCAAUUGGAAACUUUGGAGGAUCAAUUCGAAAUAGACGAAGAUCGCUUCAGAAGACCUAUAUAACGAGCAAAAAGUGUUAUUCAAAAGGAAGAAGAUAAUAUUGCUGUUAGAAGAGCCAGCUGUAAUGAAGUAUGAUAAGAAUAUUAACUAUAAAGAGAGCAAUUGCAUUCUUGGUUGAACAUUCUUUCUCAGAUUAUGAAGAUAAAACCAUCACUAUUGAUUUCCCAGUUGUUUUGAGUUGUAAAUAAGUAGAUAUUGUCGUCAAUUAAACUUGUUAGCAAACCUUUGGGGUAGAUCUAUAGACUCUUAAAAAAACAUAUGAAUAAUUUCCUGAAUAUAUCAUAUUAUUAAUAGAAGAUGCUUAAACUCAGUCUAAACUAUAAAUUAAGUGUCUCAAUAAUUCAAGACUUGAGGAUGUACUUGAUUCAUUCAAUAAUGGAUUCAAGAGCAAAAGAUCUCUCAAAGAUUACUUUUUAAGAUUAAAAUACCCAUGUAUCCAUACUGGUAUUGGCCCAUUAAGUUUGAGUACUCCAGUUAAUUAAUUACCGAUUCAUUGGUUAGUUUUGGAAAAAAAAUAUAUAAUCGAAUAUUAAACACCAAAUCUAAUAGAUUUAGGUAGGAAAUUUGAAAAUUUCAAAUAAACGAAUUAUUAUGAAGAUGGAUUUAUCUCUUGUAGUCAACAAGAUUCGCAAAUGAAAAUGGAAUCAAUAAAUUAUUUAAGUUCAUUAUAUUCUUAUCAAGAGUUUUAAUUGAUGUAAUUAAAAAAGGGAUAGCAAUAACAAGUAUUAAUUGGAAUUGAUUAUUUUGACAUUAGAAUCUUCUACAUUAAUCAUUAGAAUAAUAUAUUCUCUCAUUCUUCUUUAUUAUAGUAUAUACCAAAUUAUAUUGUAGAUAUGUUUAAGUGUAAAAAAAAAGAAGAGAAAAUUAUUAAAAUAAAGUCAAUCAAAUUAUGUUCAUUAGAUCAAAAAUAAAAUAAAUUCUAUUUCACUUAUAAAAAUUCAGUUAGUAAAUUUAAACAAUUAUGCUUUAUUCCAGAAUAAAGUAAUGAUAAAAGAUCUUAAACGAAAUUAAAUAACUAAUUUUUGGAAAGUUAUUAAAAAUUAGAUAACUUAGUAGGGUUGAGAAAAAAUCAUAUUCAAAUAGAUGAAAAUUUAAAAUGA